Guillardia theta CCMP2712 is the source of this 1179-nucleotide messenger RNA. RefSeq lists its product as hypothetical. The coding region runs from base 1 to 1179 and encodes 392 amino acids. Gene Ontology annotation, biological process: signal transduction. The transcript has 8 exons. Gene Ontology annotation, molecular function: protein binding. NCBI's taxonomy places the organism in Eukaryota, Cryptophyceae, Pyrenomonadales, Geminigeraceae. The record is from RefSeq and is a predicted model, not a curated record.
AUGUCCGGACAAGAGGGGCUUACAUCGAAGGUUUCAAGUCUACAUGUUGAUGUAGAUGAGUCAGAACACAUCGAGGUUGAGAUCAGGGGAGCAAGGAGCAAGGAAGUCAUCCCGAAGAGUCUGGUCUGCCGGCUCCAGAGGAAGAAGACAGUGAAGGAUCUCAAAGAGGAGCUGAAGCAGUGUCCUGAGAUCACUAGCCAUGAGCUCUUGGACAACAACAUCAAGUUUGUGUUCGAAGGGAGGAGUAUCUCAGACAACGAGACUUUGCUGUCUCUCAUGAAGAACGAGCUGGAUACAACCAUCACUUUCUAUGCUGUCUUCUGCGACAAGAUGCCUCCCUCUCCCUCCCCCAAGGCUGCAUCCUCCUCCUCCGCCCCCUCCUCCGCCCCCUCCUCCGCUCCUUUCUCCCCAGUUGCAGGCAGCAGUGCUCCUCCUCCCACUCCAGGGUCGCCGAAGUGGCUGGAGGAGGUGAAGGCAAAAGUUGAGCUCAACAUGAGGAAAGCUUUCUACGACCUACUGGAGAAUGCUCUGAACCCUGAGAAGCCGGACUACGACUGGAUCGUUCGCCUGUACGAGGAGAUGAGAGACCGGCUAUGUGCUCUCACUCCCCGUCGUCAAGACAUCAGAGAAGAGAUCUAUGAGAAGAUGGACUCUUCGCUCUUUCAGCAGAUGCUUGUCAACAAUGCCUUUGAGGUGGUUGACCUCCAGAAUUUGGUUGGUUUCACGUUUGCAAGGCUGCAGUCCCUCUGCUCGCCAGCUCGAGACGAAGAGAUCAUGGAAAGGCGGAGGCAGCUAGAGGAGAUGAUUGCACAGCCUGACUUGUCCUUCGGGAAGUUCGUUGCCUGUUAUCUUAAGUUCUUUCACGUGACGGUCGAUGACAUCGAGAAAGAUAUCGAGGCCUUCAAGAGUCAAGUACAGUCAGGAUCGUUUUCUCCCCAGCAAUCUCCAAACCCGAAGCCUUCAACUCCUUCCGCUUCAUCGGAAAUUCUGUCGCCCAACACAACCAGUGCCAUCAAGGACAUCAAGAUGAAGCUGAGGCAGCUGGGGGUGGCAGAGGAGAAGAUCAGCGGAUGCGUCGAGAAGAGGGAACUUCUUGCUCUCCUUGAUCAGGCGACUGGACGAGUAGCUGGAGAAGUGACGGGGCUGAGGUCUCAACGUCAAUCGACCAACAGGAGGUGA